AUGACAUACUUGAAGAGGUUCUACCUCAAGAAUACGGUCAUGGAUUGGCACCCUAAGAAUGUCAUGCUCACGGCCAUCUUUCUUGCUACCAAAACAACCAAUAACCCAAUUGCCCUAGACGCUUUCACGGGGCGACUCAAACAGAGUCCUUCUGAUGUUCUCGACUUGGAGUUCCUGGUUGCUCAGUCUCUUGCUUUCGAGUUCGCGAUAUGGCAUGCCCACCGCGCACUCUGGGGCCUUUGGCUCGACAUACAGAGCCUCCCAAAUGCCCCUUCCAAUGAAGCCGAACUACAGCAAUGUUAUGACGGAGCCGUGGCGAACUUACGCAUGACCCGCUAUACCGACGCUGAGCUCAUCUACACGCCCUCUCAGAUUGCUCUGGCAUGUAUGUCCCUCUCCCGCCCGGAUCUCGCACAGGCUUGGGCGCAAAGCAAGAAUGCCGAGUCUGUUGUCCUAAUUCUGGAUCAGAUCAAAGAUUUGAUCCAGCGAGAUGGACAUGCGCCGGGGAAAGACGUCGUGACGACCAUUGACCGCCGUCUUCGUUUGUGCAAGAACCCGGAGAAGAUCGUAGGGAGUAAGGCAUACAACGCGAAGAAGCAGCGCGAGGAGACGGAAGCGGAGGCCAAGCGAGUGAAGAAGGCGGAGACCAUCCGGAAGGCGAUGGACGAGAGCGAUCCGUUCGGGGAUCCGAUUGAAGGCGGGGAAGCAGCAGAAGUAGCUGCGAACCUCGCCGGGUUGGAUGACGACGACUGA
This is a messenger RNA of Peniophora sp. CBMAI 1063, 753 nucleotides long. The record is from the annotation of a GenBank genome assembly. Lineage: Eukaryota; Fungi; Basidiomycota; Agaricomycetes; Russulales; Peniophoraceae.